GCUGCUGCAGCAGUCGGAGUUCGCCCCCACGGAGGAGCUCAGGACGAGGCUCGAGAACCUCUUCAGCCAGCAGCGGGAGGAGGAGCGCGUGGCGCGUAUGGAGGAGCGCCAGCGCCAGAUGGACGACAAGAUGAGGCCGGACGCAGGGGCGGUGGAGGUGUCUCCCGGCGAUGUCAACGACGGCCCGGCCACUACCGCCGACAAGGCGCUGUCCGCGCUGCCGUACGUGCUCCCUCUGGCGGACGGCGUGGUGUUCGCCGCCCACCUGUUCGGCGCGUUCCCGGAGCAGACGGCGUGGGCGGAACCGCUGGUGGCCGUGCUGCUGGCGCUGCGGUCCGUUCCGUUCGCGACGCUGAUCGGGUUCUUCAGUCUGUCCGUCGGCUCCAGCAACCCGCAGAUCAACAAGCUCGUGAGGUUCAACAUGCAGCAGGCCAUCAACCUGGACAUCGCUCUGAUCUUGCCGGGCGUGGUGGGUGCGAUCACGGGGGCGGUGUUGGGGUCCGACGCGUCCAAGCUGGCGCCUUUGGCGAACGCGGGGUCGGACGUGGUGUUCGUGGCUUUGUUGGCGGCUGUGGCGUACUCCGUUGGCACUUCGGCGACGGGAUCGUUCCCGAACAAGCUCCCGUUGUUAGGGCGGUUGAACCGCGAGAACCCCGACAACCAGGAGGGGGGCGAACAGUAGAGGAGAAUUAUGGCCUUGAUGUGUUUUUCCCGAAGUAGGUGCACGUUUCCCUGCCAUUUGUAUACGUUUGUUUGUUGUACAUAGAGUUGUGUUUGGUGAGUCUUGAAAAGUGGGACCCCUGGUGUUGGAUUUGAUGUUAUGUGUCGGCGUCAUGGACGGACGGUGGAGGCUGUUGAGAUGUCAAGGUAGCUAGCGUAUAGAUCGUG
Molecule: messenger RNA, 888 nt
Organism: Ectocarpus sp. CCAP 1310/34
Lineage: Eukaryota; Phaeophyceae; Ectocarpales; Ectocarpaceae
Source: the annotation of a GenBank genome assembly